Messenger RNA from Cannabis sativa, 1929 nucleotides. Its product is annotated as protein POLLENLESS 3-LIKE 2. The coding region runs from base 149 to 1645 and encodes 498 amino acids. The transcript has 4 exons. The record is from RefSeq and is a predicted model, not a curated record. Lineage: Eukaryota; Viridiplantae; Streptophyta; Magnoliopsida; Rosales; Cannabaceae. Gene Ontology annotation, molecular function: protein binding.
CUCCUCAUCUCACUCUCAUUCUUCCUACUCCUCCUCUUCCAAAUUUUCAUCUGAAUUCAUUUUGGAAGAGAAGACCCUUCUUCAUUCUCAUAUCUCUGCAACUAAUUUUAUCCAAAAAAAGGUCAAAAGUCAAACUUCAAAAUCGAAGAUGUUGCAGGAUAUGUGGAAUGCUCCUCCUGGUUUUAGACCCACUAAGUCUGCUCCUUCUUCUCCAGCCAAGCCUAUUGGAGUAUCCAGAACUCGGUCCGAGUCAUUUCAUGUGACUCACAAGGUACCUGUUGGUGAUACUCCUUAUGUCAGAGCCAAAAAUGUUCAAUUGGUUGAUAAGGAUCCAGAGAAAGCAAUUCCUUUGUUCUGGGCAGCCAUUAAUUCUGGAGAUAGAGUUGAUAGUGCUCUAAAAGACAUGGCUAUAGUAAUGAAGCAACAAAAUAGGGCUGAAGAAGCCAUUGAAGCUAUUAAGUCACUAAGACAUAGGUGUUCAGAUCAAGCUCAAGAAUCACUUGAUAACAUUCUUUUAGAUCUUUACAAGAGAUGUGGUAGAUUGGAUGAUCAAAUUGCACUUUUGAGACACAAGUUGUACUUAAUUCAACAAGGUUUAGCUUUCAAUGGGAAAAGAACUAAGACAGCUAGAUCUCAAGGAAAGAAAUUUCAAGUCUCUGUGGAGCAAGAGGCUACUAGAUUACUUGGGAAUUUAGGAUGGGCAUUGAUGCAACAAAACAACUACAUUGAAGCAGAAGAUGCUUACAGAAGAGCAUUAGCAAUUUCACCAGACAACAACAAAAUGUGCAACCUUGGUAUUUGCUUAAUGAAACAAGGCCGAAUAACGGAGGCAAAAGAGAAUCUCCGCCGUGUUAAACCCGCCAUGGCAGAUGGUCCAAGAGGCACAGAUUCCCAUCUCAAAGCCUAUGAAAGAGCACAACAAAUGCUCAAAGAUCUUGAAUCAGAAAUGUUGAACAAAGGAGGUGAUAGAGUCGAACAAAGUCGCCUUUUCGAUGCUUUCCUUGGCUCGUCAUCAAUUUGGCAACCUCAACCUUGCAAAGAUCACAUCACUUUUCCAACAACAACAACAACAGAUUCAAUCAAAACACUCUCACAAGACGAUUUCGCAGACGAAAAUGCCAAUUCUAACAUAUUAGCAAUGCCAAAAACAACAACAAAACAACAGCAACAACAACAACUGCAUCCAAGUAUUUUGAACUCACUGAACAUUGCUGCACAACCAUAUUACUCAACUAAAUUCACAAGAGAGCCACUUUGUUCUUCAACUUCUCAUCAAUUUCCUGAGACCCUUAAGAGAACAAGAUCAGGAAAUGCAGCUACCAAUUCAAUGGGAAUCAUAACAACAACAACAACAACAUGUGAGAACACAAAACCAGUUUCUGUUGCAGCUGUUGUUUUAUCAGAGAAUAACAAGACUAGAAAACUGUCUAACAACUCAGUUUCAUCAGCUCAGAAGAUGAAUAAUGAUAUGUUAUCCUCAUUGCCUGAUAACAAGGACUUUGAAGAUGCAAUUCUUGCAGCUGUUUUAGGUGACCCAACAACAACAAGUGACAAUCAUCAUAAUAAUAAUAAUAAUGGUAAAGUCAUUGAAAAGAGGCUUAAGGUGUUUCAAGACAUUACUCUCUCACUCAGUCCAAGGGCCUAAAAAAAAGAGAGAAAAUUUCUUCUUGUUAGUUAUUAUUAUUAUUUUUUCUAAUUUAAUUUAAUUUAGUUUCUAAGGCUAAAAUAGUUUUUUAGGAUGGGAGAUAUAUCUUGUUCUCCUUUGAUUUUCAAUUCUGAAUUUGUUCUACUUUGAGAGAGAGAGAGAGAAAGAGAGAGAGAUUAAUUGGUAUUUGUUAUUCAUUCCACUAAGGGGGGAAAGCUUCUUCUUCUUUAUCUCUAUUUUUAUUCAUCUCAGAAUAAUAAAAUAACAUUAAUCUUUUUUUAUUA